AUGCGGUCAGCCUCUGCUCACCGGUUGCGUGACAUGGAACAGCAGCACCCCCUGCUGGAGGGCAGGGGUGGUGGAGGCCUGCCUGGUGAAGCCACUCGUGUGUGGUUUAUUCAGGACGGCUGUGGGAUGAUUUGUGCCUCUGUGACCUGGUUCCUGGUGCUAUACGCUGACUUUGUGGUCACUUUCGUCAUGCUGCUGCCCUCUAAAAGCUCAUUCUUUUCUGUUAGCAACGGAGUGAUGUUUAAUACCCUCGCUGUCCUGGCACUGGCCUCUCAUCUGCGCACCAUGCUAACUGAUCCGGGGGCGGUUCCCAAGGGCAACGCGACCAAAGAGUACAUGGACAGGCUGCAGCUGAAGCCAGGGGAGGUCAUUUACAAAUGCUCCAAAUGCUGCAGCAUCAAACCAGACCGAGCACACCACUGCAGUAUCUGCAGGCGCUGUAUCCGAAAGAUGGACCAUCACUGUCCCUGGGUGAACAACUGUGUGGGCGAGAACAACCAGCGCUAUUUUGUCCUUUUCACAAUGUAUGUAGCUAUGAUCUCAGCCCAUGCUCUGGUAUUGUGUGGAAUUCAGUUCUUCACAUGCGUCAGGGUCCAGUGGAGUGAGUGCAGUGACUUUUCCCCACCCGUCACCAUUAUACUCAUGAUCUUCCUCUGCAUGGAAGCCAUCCUCUUCCUCACCUUCACCGCAGUCAUGUUUGGCACACAGAUUCACUCCAUCUGUGAUGAUGAAACUGAGAUUGAGCGUCUGAAGGCAGAGCGGCCGACAUGGGAACGGCGUGUGCGGUGGGAGGGGAUGAAGAGUGUGUUUGGGGGGCAGCCCUCCCUGCUGUGGAUCAACCCCUUCGCUGGUCUCAGACUCAGGAGAUUCCUCAGCACUCGUAUUCACCGAACAGGACCUGAACUCUCCGUCUGA
This is a messenger RNA of Chanos chanos (milkfish), 915 nucleotides long. Its product is annotated as palmitoyltransferase ZDHHC7-like. The record is from RefSeq and is a predicted model, not a curated record. Bases 1 to 915 code for a protein of 304 amino acids. The transcript has 7 exons. Gene Ontology annotation, molecular function: palmitoyltransferase activity. Lineage: Eukaryota; Metazoa; Chordata; Actinopteri; Gonorynchiformes; Chanidae.